AUGGGUUACUUCGGAACGAGGUCGAUCUAUUUGCCACGAGAGGUGCAGGAGGCUGCGUAUGAGGCUGAGGGCCUGGCCUUGCAGUUCUAUUUGAGUUACAAUACCACCUGGCACGAUGCUACAAAGUACUUUGCCCAGGUGAAUGGUUCGGACUCUUCAGUCACUGAGCGCCUGAAAUUUUGCAACGAGACACGGCUGAUGUCCAGUUCCCUGAUGACUGGCUACCUGCGUGUCACUGGCGACCUUGAUGGCCUGGACAACUCCACGGGUGAGCUGCACGGGAGGUGUUUCGAGGAGUUCUUCUGGCUGGCGCCCAAAUGUCGCGGGCUUGGCCGCUGUGUGAUGUUCUUCACCGGAGGGGAUGGCUGGAACCUGGAAGAUAGUAUGCAGAAGGCCACAGCCUGGCAGUUGCCGCUGCGCAUGGCGGUGGCCAAGAGUCAGGAGGACCUUGUGGCGUUGCCCAGGGAGGUCUCACCGAGCCUCUUCUACUGGUGGGUCCCUGACUCCACCUUUUUGGCACUGAAGCCGAUGGAGUUAAUUGGACCCCGCCACGACCCGAUGGCUCAUGCUGCUGGGGAUUACCAGACCGCAGCGCCGGAGGUCUCCGUGGACAAGUACGUGAGCCAGGACCUGGCUCUCAUGGCACCGCAGGUGCUGCAGCUGUUGGAGGCCUUUCAGCUCCCCUUGUCCGCGGUGAACGGGCUACUGGAGGAUCAAGUGACCUCCGGAGACUCGUACCAGACCGUGGCCUGUCGAUGGCUGCAGGGCAACCAGGAGCUUUGGCAGACCUGGCUACCGGCCCCCGCGUCAUGCUCAGAGCACUUCGGGCUUUUUGACCAGACCACUGGUGCUUUCGUGGGCGCGGAGGCGCUUCCCUUCGCGUCGGGAGACCUGGACUGCCAACCCUGUGAGGGGGGCUACUUCUCCGCCAGAACUGAUGGAGGUCAGUCAACCUACCUUUGCCUCCCCUGCGGCUUGGGCACUUUUCAGGCGCAGAAUGCCUCGUUGUCUUGCAAUCCGUGCCCAGAGGGACGAUAUCAAGACAAGAAUGGGAGCACGACCUGCAAGCGCUGUGGAAUUGGCAGUUAUCAAGAUCUUCAGGGCCAAAGUGCAUGCAAGAUCUGUCCUCAUGGCACAACAUCUUUAGGCUACAUCUCGGUGGAGUUGUCCGAUUGCGGUUGCAAUGAAAGCACCAUUAAUGUGGCGGAGGGGCGUAUCAAUUGCCAGUCCUGCAGCAACGGUUUGCAUUGUCCAUUUGCUUCGACGUUGGAAGGGCUGAAGACGGGCCAGUCGAGGUUGGGGCAAAGGUUUGUGCCGGAAGUGCAGAGAGGCUACUAUAGCUCCUGCGAAGACCCGUUAGACGUUUUCAGGUGCCGGAAGCAAUGGCAUUGCCCUGGCACCGUGCCGGGCCAAUGUGCCGGGGGCCGAAUUGGUUCCUCCUGUGCGCAGUGCCCUGAAGGUAAAACUUGGUUGCAAGGGCAGUGUCGAGACUGCUCAGCGGGGUUCCUGGUGAUCUGGGCCAUUGGAAUCGUUUUGGUCUUCGUUUUGGUGACGGGCAGCUACUAUUUUGUCAGCAACGAGGUUUCUCCGAAGGCCUCCACAUCUGAGGCGAUCAGCAUGAUCCAGCUCAACAUGAUCGGAGUUUUUCAGAUCGUAGCAAUCAUCGGUUUAGUGGACGUGGAAUGGCCGGAAGAGGUGGAAAUUCUCUUCAGCAAUGCGCAGCUCUUCAUCUUGGACCUGGAUUACUGGGGGCUUCGCUGUGUGGUCGGGAACCGGACCAUCAGUAGCUAUUUGUUCAUCACUUUGCUGGUGCCGUUUGCACAGUUGUGGCUGAUCAUGUUUGGCUACCUCACUUUCCUGUUCCUCGGCGAGUCUCGGCGCUGGACCUCUGUUCGCGUCUCCAGCACCAUUGGCUCCUUGACACUCUUGGCCCACACCACCUUGUCCUGUGUGGCAAAUGCACCCUUCACUUGCUUCUUGCAUCCCAACAACAAGAGGAGCGUGCAAGCCUUCCCGGAGAUCUUGUGCGACGACGCAGAAGCUGACAUCAUGCGGACGAUCGGCCUCGCCUUACAGACCUUGUACGUGGUGGGAUUCCAGGUGAUUUGCACCUAUGCUGCGUACAACAUGCCUUUCUGGGUGGCCAACAAGAGGCGACAGAUGGUGAGAUCCUUUCGCUUCAUGAUCUUCCGCUGUCGAGUGGAUUGCUGGUGGUUCGAAGCUUUUUUGAUGCUGCGAGGUCCACUGAUGUCGCUGACGAUGGUGCUGAUGGUGGACUCGACGGCUUUGCAGAUCUUUUCCGUGACGAUGAUCCUGGCCCUCUUCCUGAUGGUGCUUGUGUUCGUUUGGCCUUGGAAAGUGCCUCUCUUGAACCUCUUCGACGCCUUAAUGACCUUGGCCCUGAUGCUCCUGGUCAUGGUGGCCCCCGCCGCACACCGCAGCGACGGAAAGCAAGUCUCCGCGGUGGUCAUGGGCAUCUUCGGCACCAUGGUGCUUUCCUUGGCGCUGCUGGUGCUCUUUGUCAUCCUCCAUCGUCGGGUGCUGUUGGAGGACAAUGUCUUCUUCAACCUCGGCACCCUUCACUCCGCGCGGACUGUGCGGGAGAAGUUGCAGUUCUUCAGCACUGCGAUGCUCCACUUGGAGAGUGAAGCCAUCGAAACGGCACUCCAACAGAUCUCGGUGCAUGACCUGCGGACCAUCACCGUCUCUUUGGACUUGUUGGCCACCGAGCUGAUCCCCGAGGUGCAGGAGAACCCCGCCACUGGAGACUUUGGCAGGUCCCGCAGCCGGAACUCGGUCACCGCUGUGAUGCUCCGUGCCUCACAGCAAUCGACGGGGGAGUUCGACAUCUUCGAGCGCUGCAUCACCCCCGGAAGCGAUCUCAUCGUGGCGACUCCGUUGGACCAGGAGCCGCAGGAGCUGGAGGAGCCUCCCCAGCUCGAGGAAAUCCAGCUCCAUUGCGGAGCUCCGGAGGAAGAGCAGAUGGCGCAGAUGGAAGAGAUGCAGCCACCGCUGGACGAACCGCCUGAAGAUCAGCGCGUGAUCUCCUUGGAGUGUUAA
Messenger RNA from Durusdinium trenchii, 3060 nucleotides. Lineage: Eukaryota; Dinophyceae; Suessiales; Symbiodiniaceae. The record is from the annotation of a GenBank genome assembly.